GCCUUCCGGAGCCCGCUCAAGUGCGCUCCUUUCCCCGUCUGCGGCUUUCGAACUGCCCUGAGCGAGGUUCAGAGAGGCCGCCGCCACUGGAGGGGCGUUUUUUCCACAGCUCUGACACCUCCUGGUGUCCAGCUCCUCCGGCCCUUGCCCUUUGACCCCGCUGUGGCGGCGGGGUGAGAGGUCGGUGGCCAUCUUGUGGCGGCGGCACGGGCCGCUGUUACUGCGGAGACCCAUCCCCUCCCCCUCUUUGCCCCCCUGGCUGGCUGUCUGUCAGUAAAGAGUCCCCAAGGCCGUCAAGUGAGGCCCAGGCCUCGUGCGUCGCUCUUGCCGUCGCACUGGGCGGCCCAGGCCGCUCCCUGCUGGGCUUGACCGCUGCCACCAUGUCCUCCUUCUCCGAGUCGGCGCUGGAGAAGAAGCUCUCGGAGCUGAGUAACUCUCAGCAGAGCGUGCAGACCCUGUCCCUGUGGCUCAUCCACCACCGCAAGCACGCGGGACCCAUCGUCUCCGUGUGGCACCGCGAGCUCCGCAAAGCCAAAUCAAAUAGAAAGCUUACUUUUCUGUAUUUAGCAAAUGAUGUCAUCCAAAACAGUAAAAGGAAAGGACCUGAAUUUACUAGAGAAUUUGAAUCUGUCCUUGUGGAUGCUUUCUCUCACGUUGCCAGAGAGGCAGAUGAAGGCUGUAAAAAACCUUUAGAAAGAUUGCUGAACAUCUGGCAAGAAAGAAGUGUGUAUGGCGGCGAGUUCAUACAGCAGCUGAAGCUGUCUAUGGAGGACUCCAAGAGCCCUCCCCUCAAAGCAACAGAGGAGAAGAAGUCUCUGAAGCGAACUUUUCAGCAGAUACAAGAGGAAGAGGAUGACGACUACCCUGGAAGCUACUCUCCCCAAGAUCCUUCUGCUGGACCCCUCUUGACUGAGGAACUAAUCAAAGCUUUGCAGGACCUGGAAAAUGCUGCAUCCGGGGACGCUACUGUCCGACAGAAAAUUGCUUCUUUGCCCCAGGAAGUGCAAGAUGUUUCUCUAUUGGAAAAAAUAACAGACAAAGAGGCAGCUGAACGUCUUUCAAAAACAGUAGAUGAAGCAUGUCUGUUACUAGCAGAAUAUAACGGGCGCCUGGCGGCAGAGCUGGAAGACCGGCGCCAGCUGGCUCGGAUGCUGGUGGAGUACACCCAGAACCAGAAGGAUGUUUUGUCAGAAAAGGAGAAAAAACUAGAAGAAUAUAAACAGAAGCUUGCUCGGGUAACCCAGGUCCGCAAGGAACUGAAGUCCCAUAUUCAGAGCUUGCCGGACCUCUCAUUGCUGCCCAACGUCACAGGGGGCUUGGCCCCCCUGCCCUCUGCUGGUGACCUGUUCUCAACUGACUAGGGCAGGUGUCAUGCCCCAGAUUCCCAUCUGUACCAGCAGAAAGAAGAGGGCAGUUUGUGGUUGGAAGUAACCUUGUAGCCUCUGGUUCUAUCCCUUUCUCCGUCCGGCCCCCCAGCCUCAAGAAAGAACCACAGACUCUGAUUCUCCUCUCCGGCCUCUCCUGGUGAGCACAAUUCAGAACAGUGGCAAGUGGAAUCUGGUUUAGAUUCACAUUUGGAAAGAAUACAGACUCUCCUACUUUUUGUUUUCAUGCCCCUGUUGGUUUUCCAUUUUUACCUCUCUACGCCCAAAAGAUUAUGAAAAUCAUGUGUACUUCUGGAAGCUUUCGGAAGACUCUUGUCCUUCACGUCAGCAUUUUGUCGUGAAAGCAGCUUCUCUUUUCUGAGCUAGGCUUGUUCAGGUGUAGUACAGACGUCCACUGAG
Molecule: messenger RNA, 1784 nt
Organism: Diceros bicornis minor
Lineage: Eukaryota; Metazoa; Chordata; Mammalia; Perissodactyla; Rhinocerotidae
Gene: RPRD1B
Product: regulation of nuclear pre-mRNA domain containing 1B
Exons: 7
Coding region: 381-1361 (326 amino acids)
Biological process (GO): mRNA 3'-end processing
Cellular component (GO): RNA polymerase II, holoenzyme
Molecular function (GO): RNA polymerase II C-terminal domain binding
Source: RefSeq, a predicted model, not a curated record